Messenger RNA from Trifolium pratense (red clover), 1407 nucleotides. RefSeq names its product probable polyamine transporter At1g31830. Lineage: Eukaryota; Viridiplantae; Streptophyta; Magnoliopsida; Fabales; Fabaceae. The coding region runs from base 1 to 1407 and encodes 468 amino acids. The transcript has a single exon. Gene Ontology annotation, molecular function: transmembrane transporter activity. The record is from RefSeq and is a predicted model, not a curated record. Gene Ontology annotation, biological process: transmembrane transport. Gene Ontology annotation, cellular component: membrane.
AUGUCAACAAACAUUGGUGAAGAACAUGUUACUACUACUACUACUACACCAGAAGAAUUUUCAUCUGUUCCAAAGCUAGAAAAUUUGAAAAAAGUUUCAAUCAUACCUCUAAUUUUCUUAAUCUUUUAUGAGGUAUCAGGAGGACCAUUUGGUGUAGAAGACACAGUAAGAGCAGCAGGUCCAUUGUUGUCUCUUGUUGGUUUCUUAGUAUUUCCACUCAUUUGGAGUGUUCCUGAAGCAUUAAUAACUGCAGAAAUGGGUACAAUGUUUCCUGAAAAUGGUGGCUAUGUUGUUUGGGUUUCAUCUGCAUUAGGCCCAUUUUGGGGUUUCCAACUUGGUUGGAUGAAAUGGCUUAGUGGUGUAAUUGACAAUGCUUUAUACCCAGUUUUGUUUCUAGAUUAUCUUAAAUCAGCUAUUCCUGUUAUAGGUAAUGGUUUUCCAAGGAUUAUUGCUGUUUUAGUUUUAACUUUGGCUCUUACUUAUAUGAAUUAUAGAGGUUUAACAAUUGUGGGUUGGGCUGCAAUUUUAUUGGGAAUUUUUUCAUUACUUCCUUUUGUUGUUAUGGGAUUAAUUUCAAUUCCUAGAAUAAAACCAAAAAGAUGGGUGAUAAUGGAUUUGAAGAGUGUUAAUUGGGGUUUAUAUUUGAACACAUUGUUUUGGAAUUUGAAUUAUUGGGAUUCUGUUAGUACUCUUGCAGGAGAGGUUAAUAAUCCUGGUAAAACACUUCCAAAAGCACUUUUUUAUGCUGUUAUUUUGGUUGUUUUGGGGUAUUUUUUACCUCUUUUAGUUGGAACUGGUGCUAUUGAAGUUAAUAGAGAAUUAUGGAGUGAUGGUUACUUUUCAGAAGUUGGUAGAGUUAUAGGAGGUGUUUGGUUAAGAACAUGGGUUCAAGUUUCAUCUGCAUUAUCAAAUAUGGGAAUGUUUGUAGCUGAAAUGAGUAGUGAUUCAUUUCAGCUUUUGGGAAUGGCUGAAAGAGGUAUGCUUCCUGCAUUCUUUGCUAAAAGGUCACGUUACGGAACACCUCUUAUCGGUAUUUUGUUCUCAGCUUCUGGUGUGAUUUUGCUUUCAUGGUUGAGUUUUCAAGAAAUUGUUGCUGCUGAAAAUUUCUUAUACUGUUUUGGUAUGCUUAUGGAGUUUGUUGCAUUUGUUAAAUUGAGGAUGAAAUUUCCAAAUGUUUCUAGGCCUUAUAAAAUACCUGUUGGAAAAAUUGGAGCAGUGUUGAUGUGUUUGGUUCCAACAUUACUAAUAUUUGUGGUUUUAGCUCUUGCUACUUUGAAGGUAUUUGUCAUAAGUAUCUCAGCUGUUAUAAUGGGACUUCUAUUGCAACCUUGUUUGAAAUAUAUGGAGAAAAAAAGAUGGUUAAGGUUUUCUGUUAAUCCUGAUCUUCCAGAUAUUUAUGCUUCUUAG